GGCCAUGGCACAAUGGAUUCUGCUCCUUGUAGCUCUCCUGGUCCUGGGUCAUGUGCCACCAGGAAGCAGUGAAUUCAAAAAGUGCUGGAAUGGCCAAGGGGCUUGCCGAAAUUACUGCAUGCGGCAGGAAACCUUCAUGCACCUGUGUCCAGAUGCUUCCCUGUGCUGCCUCACCUACUCACAGAAGCCUCCGCCCGCCUCCAAGAUCAGCCAGGAGUAGCUUGCUCUGGUGCCCGGACCCUUACUCCCAAUAAAAUUGGUGCCACAGGCUCUCUCUGAAUUCUGCUCGCAUGACUGUGUCCCUUUCCCCACAGGGAAGGGGAGGGAGUCAAAGAUGUGGGAAGGAUGGUUGCAGGAAGAGGAGGUGCUGGGGAGA
Molecule: messenger RNA, 376 nt
Organism: Peromyscus maniculatus bairdii (prairie deer mouse)
Lineage: Eukaryota; Metazoa; Chordata; Mammalia; Rodentia; Cricetidae
Gene: Defb124
Product: defensin beta 124
Biological process (GO): cellular response to peptidoglycan; positive regulation of chemokine (C-C motif) ligand 5 production; positive regulation of monocyte chemotaxis
Cellular component (GO): extracellular region
Source: RefSeq, a predicted model, not a curated record